Sparassis crispa is the source of this 261-nucleotide messenger RNA. RefSeq lists its product as hypothetical. Bases 1 to 261 code for a protein of 86 amino acids. The transcript has 4 exons. Lineage: Eukaryota; Fungi; Basidiomycota; Agaricomycetes; Polyporales; Sparassidaceae. The record is from RefSeq and is a predicted model, not a curated record.
AUGCCAGCGAAGAAUCCUGAAGACGAGCUCAAAGCUUUCAUUGCUGAAGAUCCUGACUCGCGGUACACCUUCCAUAGCGAGCGAGACGCGUCGCAGUCCGAGAUAUGCAGAGAGGGGAAGGACAAGGAGCGAAAAUGCAUUAUGCUGGAAAUGUAUUCGACGAAGAUGUUCGAGGCGAUGCAGGCCCAAGGCUUUUUCUGUGCUCUCCCCAUGGAUCCUUCCCGGACACACAUGGAAUGCAGACGUAUCCCGAAAACAUAA